AUGGAGUUCCUCGCUGAUAUUCCAUCAACACCCCGGAAGAACCCCAAGCGCAAGUUGACCUUCAAGUUCCCCAAGGACCGCCCGGAGGACCGCACGGAGCUGGAGCCCAUCAAGCGCCAGAAGCUGGUUAAGCAAGAAGCGACCUAUCCAACCAGUAAGCACACGCGUUUCGCUUUUACCGAACAGGGGCUGCCGGUUUACAAGAUCGGGUUCGACAAGUUCGCUCUGGUCCGCUGGCUGGGAGGAGAGACGAAGGUGAUCCUGGCCGAGUUCAAGGAGCAGCCUGAUGGGACGUUUAAACCGACGGAUGCCAACAAGUACAUCGCCAUGACGGUCAACAAUUUUUUUCGCCUGAGUGGUUUAAUCCUGACCGGGAAAGCUGACCUGGAUUCGAACACGUCAUCAUUCGACAAUGGUAAGCUGUCGCCGCAUUUCUGCUUGGACGACAACCUGUACUUUCGCUGGAGCCGCUACAACGGUAUGGAUCUGGCUACUGUGCGUCGCUUCAACCUGACGCCUAACAAGGACCUGUACCCGACCAAGAUGGGGAUUUCUUUUGGACGCAAGGCCUACGAAGGACUGAAGGAGCUCGUUGUGGAUUUUACCUUACUGAAGGAAAUCCGGGACAUCAAUGAAGCUCACGACAUUACUCCGGAUCCAAUGCCCGGGCUGGCUUCAGUCAGUUUGAAACAGGAACUGGCGGAGAUCAUGUUUCGGAAAAUUCGUGAGCACCGGGAAAGCACUAUUGGACGCACACCAAUGCGAGGAAUUGCCACCGAUGAAGAAUGGACUAUGGCCGAGAAAGACAUUUUGGAAAAGAAACAAGUGCAUGGUGUGCUGUUGAUGUUGAAUCAGGUUAAUUACGAACAGCUGCUGGCAUUAGAUUUGGAAGGUUACAUGACUCAGUUUCGCACCGAAGUGCGCGCUCAGCUGGAUAAAAUGAUGAUGUAA
Paramacrobiotus metropolitanus is the source of this 951-nucleotide messenger RNA. RefSeq lists its product as uncharacterized. The transcript has 2 exons. The record is from RefSeq and is a predicted model, not a curated record. Gene Ontology annotation, biological process: regulation of DNA-templated transcription. Bases 1 to 951 code for a protein of 316 amino acids. NCBI's taxonomy places the organism in Eukaryota, Metazoa, Tardigrada, Eutardigrada, Parachela, Macrobiotidae. Gene Ontology annotation, molecular function: DNA binding.